UAAAUUUUCGGUCGGCGGAGGCCCCGAAUCGAGUCGAGAGCCGCGCGCAAACGGGAGCAUGGCGAUGCCGAUCAGCGCCUCGGCCGAGCAAUCGGGCAACGAGCGCCGCCAUCGCGCCAUCUGUGCGACGAAGGCGACGACCGACGAGCAGCGCCACCAUCGCCGCAACCAUCGCCAAUCGUGCUCGCUUCUGCUCGACUCGUCAGACGUGGACAAGAUCGUCGGUCGUAGACUCGGCACGGCCGAGUUUCGCGUGUCGAGCUGGAGUUUGGACAUGUUGGGGGAGACGAACGGAUUCCUGGGCCAGUACUACACUCUCUCGGUUACGAUGGAGGAUGGCGGGUCCCUGAGAUUCUUCGCGAAGACGCCACCGCCCACCACCAGCCCGCAGUACGACUUCCUGGUCCGGCACAACACGUUCAACAAGGAGAUCGACGUUUACGGUGAGAUAAUACCCGAGAUGGGGGUGGGGAGCGGGGAGAAGUGGUUGCCAGAUUACUACCUGGGCAAGAACGAUCGUAUAAUAGUUCUGGAGGACGCGGUGGACAGCGGCUACGCCAUGUUGGACAAGUACGAGGCGUACGGGAAGGGGCAUUGGUUACUGUUGGCGAGGGUGAUCGCGACUCUUCACUCGAGAUCGUUGAUACUGGACGAGAGGCUUCGACGGGGAACGGGAAGGACGUUGUUCGAGGUUUACGGCCAUCUGUUGGAAGAGGUGGCGUUCGUGGAGAGCGAGCCGUUGGCGGGCAAAUAUCUGUCCUCGUGCGUGAAAGGUGCCUGGGCCAUGGUCGACAUGAACGAGCGUCUGGGGGGGCGCGAGGCCGCGGCCAUAAAGGAUUGGAUAGGCGAGUGGGUGCCGAGAUUGCCUGAGUUGGUGGUGUCGUCCGACAGAUGGAGGAACGUGAUGUGCCAUCGGGACUUGUGGUCCAACAACAUCAUGUUCAAGAUGGACGGCGAGGGCAAGCCGGUCGGUUGCUACCUCGUCGACUUCCAAUUCCUGCGCUACAGCCCCCCCGCCUACGAUUUCGAGACCGCCCUCAUCCUCACCACCACGAGAGCGACGAGGCGCGAGUUUCGCGACCUGUUCCUCGACGUUUAUUACGACACGGUGAGGAAGGAGUUGUCGGACGAGGGCCUCGUCGCCGACGACUGUUUUCCACGGGAGGAAUUCGUGAAGAGUUGCGAGGAGGCGAGGACAAUGGCGCUGGCGUACGCGGUUGCCAACAUGCAAGUAAUGCUGCUGUCGAAGCAAGCGGUCGAGGAAUAUUUCGUCGGCUCGACCGAUAAGUUGGAACAUUACGUGUACGGCGAUCGACGGCCCGAUCUCAUCGAGAGCGAGUGCCGCGCCACCGACAUGUAUCGGACACGUAUCAUGGAGGUGAUCGAGGAAAUCGGCGAAUACAUCGCCUCAAAAGGGGGAAAGUGAUGAAGAAAAAAGGGAGGGGGAAGAGAGUGAAUCGUCGUGUCUUGCGAUACUUGUGAUACGUAGAAAGGACGGCCGGAAUCCUUUGCCAGAGCUUCGUGAGAGGACCCGUUGUUUAAUAGGAGGAAUAGUAGUGAAUCAGCGAACGUUCUGCCAACGCAUCGCGAAUAUCUCGUUGAGAAACGUUUAAUAUUUCUCUCUCUCGGUACGAGAAUACCGUUUCUUGACACGCUUCUCGAUAUUCGAAAUUGUUGUUACGUUCGUAAUAUCGUCGUCUGUAUGUCUGUAAAUAUAACGAUAUAAUUGUUCGAUUAUAUUCACCGUUCAACGAGAAUUUGGUAGCGUAUCCUCGAAAGGGCUUUUCAUACGUAUGCUUGUUUCGAUUAUUAAUAACUUGUUUCGCAAACAAGAAGUGUCGCACGCAAGAAGUGCUUUUAUUAUAUCGUUUUAAUCUCGUUUCUCCUUCUCCCUUUCUUUCUUCCGUUCCUCCCGUUAUGUUCCGCACAGCUUCCUUUUUUUCCCUCCCCCCCUUCUCAUGAUUUGCCUGUCAGCGAUACUGUGCACGAUAAUAAAGUAAAUAAAGUCACGUAUAUGGAA
Molecule: messenger RNA, 2020 nt
Organism: Apis mellifera (honey bee)
Lineage: Eukaryota; Metazoa; Arthropoda; Insecta; Hymenoptera; Apidae
Exons: 1
Coding region: 59-1426 (455 amino acids)
Source: RefSeq, a predicted model, not a curated record